AUGUCUAUUGGAGUCGCAAUCAUUGGAAGCGGAAUCUUCGUGACGGAAGAGCACCUGCCCGCCGUCAAAGCCAGCCCGAACCUCACUCUCAAAGCCAUCUACUCGCGCUCUCUCAAAUCUGCACAAGCUCUCAACACUGGAGUUGACCUGUACUCGGAGGACUCGGGUGACGGAAAGACAUACGGCGAUCUGCUGCUCCGCGAGGACAUCACAGCCGUCAUCAUCGCCCUCCCAAUCCUUGCGCAACCCGAGUUCAUCGAGCAGGCUCUCAUCGCCGGCAAGCAUGUCCUCUCUGAAAAGCCGAUUGCAGGAAACAUCAAGCGUGCGGAGGAAUUAAUCCAAUUCUAUAAGGGCGAAAGGGUCAAGCAUGGUGCAACGUGGGCUGUGGCAGAGAACUUCCGGUUCUUGGACUCGUUCAAAUUCGGUAGAGAGCAGGUUGAGAAGCUGGGCAAGGUCCUAGGGUUUAGGGUUAAGCAAGCUGGCAAGGUCAAGAUGGGAGGGAAGUACUUUGAGACUGCUUGGCGUAAGAGGCCCGACCAUCAAGGCGGCUUCCUCCUCGAUGGUGGUGUUCACUUCGUUGCCGGUAUCAGACUUCUGCUGGGUAACAACGCCAAACCUACGGCCUUGUCCGCCUUUACACACCUCCUGCAAGAACAUCUUGCUCCGGUCGAUACUGUCGAUUCUAUAUGGCAGACGAAGUCCGGGGUCACAGGCACAUUCUCAGCUUGCUUUGGAACUACGCUCUCUGGUAGCGAGUAUACAGUAGCCUGUGAAAAUGGCAGUGUAACGGUCAUCGUCAGGGAGAAAGUCAUCGUUCGCCUGGGAGAGGAGUCUGACAAGAAUUUUAAAGAAGAAUGGUUCAAGGAAGAAGGCAGUGGUGUCAAGCAGGAGGUCAAGGCUUGGGCACAAAGUCUUGUUGACCGCAAGCCUCUUCCAGCACAAUCUCCUGAGGAAGCCCUCAUCGACCUGGAGAUUUUGGAGAAGAUGCUGAGGAGUGGGGAGCAAAACGGACAGUUGCAGGCUUUGAAUUACUAG
Molecule: messenger RNA, 1035 nt
Organism: Drepanopeziza brunnea f. sp. 'multigermtubi' MB_m1
Lineage: Eukaryota; Fungi; Ascomycota; Leotiomycetes; Helotiales; Drepanopezizaceae
Biological process (GO): NADPH regeneration
Cellular component (GO): cytoplasm
Molecular function (GO): oxidoreductase activity; nucleotide binding
Source: RefSeq, a predicted model, not a curated record